AUGUUUUCCUUGACUACUAGGACAUGGACGCUGUGUGGGACGCCGGAGUACUUGGCGCCUGAAAUAAUUCAGUCAAAAGGUCAUAAUAAGGCAGUGGACUGGUGGGCUCUUGGUGUCCUUAUUUAUGAAAUGCUAGCUGGUUACCCACCAUUUUUUGAUAAAAAUCCUUUUGGAAUUUAUGAGAAAAUCCUAGCUGGCAAGAUUGAGUGGUCUCAGCACCUAGAUCCUGUUGGUAAAGACCUAGUCAAAAAAUUGCUUGUCCAAGACAGAACUAAGAGGCUUGGUAAUAUGAAGAAUGGUGCUGACGAUAUCAAACGGCAUCGAUGGUUUAAAAACAUCGAUUGGGGAGAUGUUGUGUUGAGAAAGUUAAAGGCUCCUAUUGUGCCAACAGUUCGAUAUGAUGGAGACACAUCGAAUUUUGACUUCUAUCCUGAAGCAGAUUGGAAGUCAGUGCCUUCUGUUGGUAAACAAGAGGAGCAACUUUUUUCAGAUUUCUAACCUCCUGUACAUAUAUAAAUAUUUUAUACUAAUUAUAUGUUCUAAUUUUAUUAGAUAAAUAAUAAAAUAUACUUUUUUAAAAAAGUGUACUUUC
This is a messenger RNA of Nezara viridula (southern green stink bug), 592 nucleotides long. The record is from the annotation of a GenBank genome assembly. Lineage: Eukaryota; Metazoa; Arthropoda; Insecta; Hemiptera; Pentatomidae.